This is a messenger RNA of Alosa sapidissima (American shad), 3402 nucleotides long. RefSeq names its product potassium channel, subfamily K, member 10b (gene kcnk10b). The coding region runs from base 425 to 2215 and encodes 596 amino acids. The record is from RefSeq and is a predicted model, not a curated record. Gene Ontology annotation, cellular component: membrane. The transcript has 7 exons. NCBI's taxonomy places the organism in Eukaryota, Metazoa, Chordata, Actinopteri, Clupeiformes, Clupeidae. Gene Ontology annotation, molecular function: potassium ion leak channel activity. Gene Ontology annotation, biological process: potassium ion transmembrane transport; stabilization of membrane potential.
GUUGGAAGUCUGGGCAAUCUUCUUGGGAUUAAUUAAUCAAUGGUUAUAGUGGGCUACUCAAAUCUGCACGUCCUAGGUUAACGUUACACUUUAAGGUGGUGUCAAGUGACGAAGUGGACCGUAUUCUACACGGGUCGGGUCGGGUGGUACUUAAACUGAGAAACAGCACGAUGUGCACGCUUAUGCUCAUCACUUUGUCUCGUGCGCCUCGCAUCCAUUAUGCGCGGACCUAGCCAAGUGCUAGUCUCCAACCGAAUGCAGACAAUGUGGUUGUGCUUCUACUACGAGAUUUUUUUUCUGCCAGUGACCACAAAAUGAAAAAGGUUACUGAAGGGCGUCGCUGAAUUACAAAAGUAUUUUGCUGUUUUGUUUCAUCUCUACUCUAUAGAGAUUUCUAUUGUCUUUGUUAUUUGAAACAAUCACGAUGAAAUUUCCGAUAGACAAUCCAAGGAAACAGGUAAACUGGGAUCCCGAACAAGUGGCGGUCCAGACUAACAUGGUGCCUCCGAAGAAGGAGGAUCCUGAUGUGGUUCAGUCCUCCCUCGUUCAUGCCAGCGUCUCGGCCAUGCAGAACCCAAUGGGCUGCGACGUCAAGUUCAGCGGGCACUGCCCACUGCCCAGGCUCUCCAUCUCCUCGCGCUCGGCCAGCGUCGUGGCCAGCCUGGACGCCAGUGUGGAUGGCUCGGCCCUGCACUCUGUGAUGAAGUGGAAGACCGUCGUUGCUGUGUUCGUGGUGGUGAUGUUCUACCUCAUCGGUGGAGGGCUGGUGUUCCAGGCUCUCGAGAGGCCCUUUGAGACCAACCAGAAGGACAGCAUCACGCUGAAGAAGGCCAUGUUCCUGCAGAAUCAUUCGUGUGUCUCACCUGCCGAAUUGGAGGAUCUGAUCAAGCAUGCCAUAGAGGCGGUCAGUGCCGGUGUGAGUCCAAUCGGAAACACGUCCCACGACUCCAGCCACUGGGACCUGGGCAGUUCCUUUUUCUUCGCGGGGACGGUGAUCUCAACAAUAGGUUAUGGAAACAUUGCACCCAGCACAGAAGGUGGCAAGAUCUUCUGCAUCUGUUAUGCCAUAAUUGGCAUUCCUUUGUUUGGGUUUCUCCUUGCUGGAAUUGGUGACCAGCUUGGAACAAUCUUUGUGAAAUGCAUCUUGAAGGUGGAGAGAAUGUUUAGGCAGAGACACAGACAGAUCAGCCAGACCAAGAUCCGAGUGACCUCCACCAUACUCUUCAUCCUGGCGGGAUGCCUAGUCUUCGUCGCUCUCCCGGCACUUAUUUUCAAAAACUAUGAGCGAUGGACUGCGCUGGAGGCCAUUUACUUUGUAGUCAUCACUCUCACGACAGUUGGGAUAGGGGAUUAUGUUGCAGGUGGUGACCGUGAGACCGAGUACAGGCAGUGGUACAAGCCGUUGGUGUGGUUUUGGAUCUUGGUCGGGUUGGCCUACUUCGCAGCUGUCCUCAGCAUGAUUGGAGACUGGCUCCGAGUUCUUUCCAAGAAGACGAAGGAAGAGGUCGGGGAGUUCAAGGCCCACGCUGCUGAGUGGAAGGCCAACGUACGGGCAGAGUUCCGCGAGACGCGGAGGCGUCUGAGCGUGGAGAUUCACGACAAGCUGCAGCGCGCCGCCACCAUCCGCAGCAUGGAGCGCCGGCGCCUGGGCCUGGACCAGCGCGCCCACUCGCUGGACAUGCUCUCGCCUGAGAAGCGCGCCGUCUUCGCCAGCCUGGACGCGGGCCGCUUCAAGACGGGCUCGCAGGAGAGCAUCGAGUCCAAGCUCAACAACCUGCGCGGGCUGCAGUCGGCGGCGGGUGCGUACGACGCGGUGGCGCCACCGGGGGGAGGCGGAGGCCCCCCGCAGGCCGCGUCCGACGACAACCUCUUCAACCGCUUCGGCUCGCUCACCAAGCUGGCCAAGCGCAGCCGGAACCGCGAGAUGCAGAGGAACAUCCCGGAGGAGGUGCGGCGCGCCUGCGAGGGCUUCAGCGCCAGCAGCACCACGCUGAGGGAGAACGAGGUGGAUGAGCGGGGCGAGGAAGAAGAGGAGGAGGAGGUGGAGAUGGAGAUGGAGGAGGAGGAGGAAGAGGAAGAGGAGGAGAGGGUGGAGAAGGAGGGCGACACAAGCCUCAGUGACGUUCCCCAGUAUACUGACAAGCUCAAUGUGCCGAACGGUUUUGUGCCUUCUCAGGCCAAAGAGACAAGAGCAUCAGCCAUAGGGAUGUCAUAGAGAUCAAACUGUGAAAGGGUUUCAGGCCAAGGAGAUCAGACAUGUCUCAAAAUGUGCCUUUCUGUUUUUGUACAUCGUUACUUUUGGACAUAUGGUGACUGGACAACCGUGAACUAUGAAUUAGGUCAGUCGCGCCCACAUUUCACCAUUUCUGUUGCUGAACAAUUGAAAAGGUCACCAGACACUGUCCAAUGACAACUUGCUUAUCGCUCCUUUGAAGGACAACUUCAAAGGGGCUUUGGGUUCUCUAGAGUAUGACCUGGCAGCAUAUCAUCAUUAACUGUCACUAUACAUGAAGAAGUGUAUGGAUGAUGUCAGCUUGUGCUUUGACUGUGUGGCAUACAUGCUGAUUGAGCAAGUCAACAGCCGACUUAUUAUCUGUGAAUGCAACAUAUAGUAUUCAGUCUGUGAAUACAAUAUCUCAUAUCCUUGUCAUGCUGAGAAAUGUUGUACAUCGUAAUACAUUUGAUCACAAUCACUUAGAUUUAUACAACUCUUGAGUUUGAUUGGAAACUAAGCCAUUUAGGGUGGGUGCAGACAUUGUCUGGUGGAGGAACUAAAGUUUAUCACCAAUCAAAGCCUUUGGGAGUUGGAAUUGCCAACCGUUAUCAUUUUUGGAAGAAUGAGAGAGUUAAUCUCAUCACAUUUAAUCAUGUCCAAUCUUAAGAAUAUCAGAAGUGGGGAGAUAUUUCCAUGCGGUCCAUUCCCCUUCUAAUAAUUGCCUGUAGGAGUGGUCAGCUGCUUUCCCUGUGUUUCAGGGGUGGUUCUUCUUUCUAGAUAAACACAAAAAUAUGAUAAAUAACGGACUGCCAGCAUUCUAAAUGGUGGCAUUUUUGUCUUCCCCUGUUACAAGUAUAUCAAAUAAUAAUUAUUUAAUAUUAAUAAUAAAUUGGCAAAUCUUUUUAAUUUCUAAAAUAUACUUGGACAGUUCAAUACUAAUUAAUCUGAAUGUUCUCUUCAGUGUAACAGCUGCUUAUUGUUAUGAAGUAUUGCCUGUGACAACAGAAACUGUCUCAUUUAACACUGCAUGCCGUUUUGGUAGACUAAGCAGGUGUAGAAAUUGAUGGACUUUGACUAAGUGCUUUGAAAUACUGAUGGAAAGUGCCACAACUUGGGCCGUGUUGAUCACAAUAGUUUUUUGUUGGGCAUUACAUGAGACUUAGUGAGUGCCUUUUGAGAAAUAAAGG